CGAACGAGGGUCGUCCAGUCCCUGGCCGGCUCUCGGUUCUUGAGCAAGCUCCUCCACUGCAGGUAGGAUGCUCAUAGAUGAAGAAAAGAGACUUUAGGCAAGUGGUUCUGGUAGCUCAGCUGGUUAGAGCAAAACAAGCAACGGAUUGAGCAACUAGCGCGAAAGCCGUUGCGCGUUAGCGCAUCCGUUUUCUUGCUGGACUGCAAAUCCUUUUUUUCUUGUUUCAGUGGGAAGAGCAAGGGGCAUUGCCCUUGAAAUCCUUCAGUGGUUCGAAUCCACAUCUGAGCGUCUUUUUUUCGGUAUGCCGCUCCGCGAGCAAGGAGCGCCGCGAGGAGAGCGAGAGAACGAAGUGGGCUUUGGUGAUGUCGGAAUUUGCACCUAUUUGUAUCUAUUUAGUGAUCAGUCCGCUAGUUUCUUUGAUUCCACUCGGUGUUCCUUUUCCAUUUGCUUCCAAUAGUUCGACCUAUCCAGAAAAAUUGUCGGCCUACGAAUGUGGUUCCGAUCCCUCCGGUGAUGCCAGAAGUCGUUUCGAUAUACGAUUUUAUCCGGUUCCUAUUUUAUUUAUUAUCCCUGAUCUGGAAGUCACCUUUUCUUUUCUUUGGGCAGUACCUCCUAACAAGAUUGAUCUGUUUGGAUCUUGGUCCAUGAUGGCCUUUUUAUUGAUUUUGAUGACUGGAUCUCUCUAUGAAUGGAAAAGGGGUGCUUCGGAUAGGGAGUAACCACUUUUGAAAGGGCAAAGGGGGGAAGGACAUAGGAAAGAGGGAUGCCUACAAAAAAUCAAUUGAUUCGUCAUGGUAGAGAAGAAAAACGGCGCACGGACCGUACUCGAGCUUCGGAUCAAUGUCCCUAGAAGCAAGGAGUAUGCAUGCGUGUUUCGACGAGAACACCGAAAAAACCUAAUUCAGAUCUACGUAAGAUAGCAAAAGUACGGUUGAGCAAUUGACAUGAUAUAUUUGCUCACAUUCCAGGUGAAGGUCAUAAUUCGCAGGAACAUUCUAUAGUCUUAGUCAGAGGAGGUAGAGUGAAAGAUUCGCCAGGUGUGAAAUCCCAUCGUAUUCGAGGAGUCAAGGAUUUGCUGGGAAUUCCGGAUCGUAGAAAGGGAAGAUCUAAAUAUGGUGCAGAAAGACCUAAAUCGAAAUGAAUGGAAGAUGCCUCUGGAA
Messenger RNA from Triticum urartu, 1160 nucleotides. NCBI's taxonomy places the organism in Eukaryota, Viridiplantae, Streptophyta, Magnoliopsida, Poales, Poaceae. The record is from RefSeq and is a predicted model, not a curated record.